Ornithorhynchus anatinus (platypus) is the source of this 1375-nucleotide messenger RNA. It is a transcript of the gene PGF, whose product is annotated as placental growth factor. The record is from RefSeq and is a predicted model, not a curated record. Gene Ontology annotation, molecular function: growth factor activity; chemoattractant activity; vascular endothelial growth factor receptor binding. Bases 154 to 657 code for a protein of 167 amino acids. Lineage: Eukaryota; Metazoa; Chordata; Mammalia; Monotremata; Ornithorhynchidae. Gene Ontology annotation, biological process: induction of positive chemotaxis; positive regulation of mast cell chemotaxis; positive regulation of protein phosphorylation. Gene Ontology annotation, cellular component: membrane. The transcript is spliced from 7 exons.
CCGCCGGGCCGCCCGGCGGCACUGAAGUGGGGCACCGGGGUCCCCCCGGCCCCGCGCCCCGGAGCCGGGGCCGCUCGGGGUCCUGGACGAGCAUGCCGGUUGUCCCCCUGAAACGGAGCCCCCCGCCUCGGGCCGUCUGAGGAGACGCCGGCCAUGCGGCUCCUCACCUGCUUCCUGCAGCUCCUGGCCGGGCUCGCCCUGCCCACCCCUCCGCCUCAGCGGGACCGGCUCUCCGGGAACAGCAGCACGUCCGAAGGGGAAGUGCUGCCCUUCCAGGAGGUUUGGGGUCGCAGCUUCUGCCGCUCCCUGGAGAAGCUGGUGGAGAUCGUGGCCGAGUACCCCGGCGAGGUGGAGCACAUGUUCAGCCCCUCGUGCGUCUCGCUGCGGCGCUGCACCGGCUGCUGCGGGGACGAGAGCCUCCGGUGCGUCCCCGUGGAGACGGCCAACGUCACCAUGCAGCUCCUGAAGAUCAAAUCUGAGGAGCAGACGUCCUACAUGGAGCUGACCUUCACCGAGCACGUGCGGUGUGAGUGCAGGCCUCGGCGGGAAAAGAUGAAACCGGAGAGGAGGAGAAGCAAGGACAGAGGGAAGAGGAAGAGAGAGAGGCCGAGACCCACGGGUUGUCACCUGUGCAGCGCCGCUCCUCCCCGCAGAUAGCCGGCUCCCCGGGAGAGAGCCGCUCCGGCGCCCGGCCGCUGUAUUUAUUUCCCCGUCUCACUUCCCCAGUUCCCUCGCUGGCCACGUCCCCUCUAUUUAUUAGCCGACCGUAACCCCGUCCGGACGACCGGCGCCCAGCCCCGGCUCGGACCCCGGCGGACUCCGGGGGCCCGGGCGGGGGAUCCAUCCGGGGGCCGCGUCCGGCCCGCUUGACCGCAAGGGAGGGGCUCGCCGGUCCCACCCGAGGGGGGCAGGGGCGCCGCGGCGGGGAGGGCGGUCGGGGCGCCGAGGGGGGGGCCGAGGCCUCGAAGCCGGCCCCGGGGGAGAGUCGCCCGACGUGGCCGUUCCCUAGGCCGGGCUGCGCCCUGGGAGCCGAGGGAAGCAGCUUUAGAGGACGGCGGUCAGCCGGGCGGUGGGUCUUCCCGGGCUUUUCGCCGCCCCGCUUGGCGCCUACCGCCCCUCCCCUGCGUCCGCCUCCGCUGUCGCUUCAACCUCCUCGCCCACGACGCCGCUCUGGACGCCCGCCUGCCGCCCGCCGGAGAGGAGCCCGAGAGGGACAGGGGCCACGGGCCUGGGCCGGAGACCUCGGGAGGAAGGUGACCCGGCCCGGGGACGAGCGGGAGACGGGCGCCCGGCCCGCCGAGACCCGGAUCUCCCGGGGCCCGGGCGCCGGAGCGAAGCCAGUUCCUCUUAAUAAACUAUCCUAGUUAAAACCAGA